CUGGCUAAGAAGAACAUCAGGAAACAGGGGGAGCUGGUGGACUAUGAGAAGGAGAACUACAGCAUCCUGCACAAGAGGAUUAACCACACCUGGGACUUUGUGGUGAUGCAGGCCAGAGAACAGCUCAAGGCCUCUAAGCAGAGAAAGAAGGCUGACCGUAUCGUUCUGGAGUGCCAGGAGCAAGCCUACUGGUUGACCAACAAACCAUGUCCGGGGGCGUUUGACGUGUUGGAUCUGGGACCUGAGAGAUGCAACGUCCUCAGCUCCCGAGUCGCACUGAACACUGACCACUACAAGAGAGAGAUUGAACACAGUAGAAGAGCUCUGGGGAGAAACCGUGUCAAGUCCUCCAUCUGUCUUGAGAGCUUCAUGAAGUACAGUGAGCAGUACCUCCACCAUGACCCCAUCAUGUCAGGCUGUCUCCCUAGCAACCCCUGGAUCUCUGACGACACCUCACACUGGACCAUCAACACUGACAUGGUGGACACUCCAACCAGGCUGAGAGUGGAGAGCUGGAGUUUCAACUUCAUGGAACUUCUGAACGACUCGAUGGGAAGACGAGAGUUUAUGAUCUACCUGGAGAAAGAAUUCAGUG
Molecule: messenger RNA, 595 nt
Organism: Salvelinus namaycush (lake trout)
Lineage: Eukaryota; Metazoa; Chordata; Actinopteri; Salmoniformes; Salmonidae
Product: regulator of G-protein signaling 11-like
Exons: 8
Biological process (GO): G protein-coupled receptor signaling pathway; regulation of G protein-coupled receptor signaling pathway
Source: RefSeq, a predicted model, not a curated record